Messenger RNA from Musca domestica (house fly), 3379 nucleotides. RefSeq lists its product as uncharacterized. The coding region runs from base 1316 to 2935 and encodes 539 amino acids. Gene Ontology annotation, molecular function: DNA binding. Lineage: Eukaryota; Metazoa; Arthropoda; Insecta; Diptera; Muscidae. The record is from RefSeq and is a predicted model, not a curated record. The transcript is spliced from 3 exons.
AAUACAUACGAAACGAAUAUGAGUCAUCUUUAAACUCAAUAGCAGAACGUAGAAAUUGAAAUACCAAAAACAUUUUAAAGCAUACUUUCCAUACGACAAAGAGCAAAACUAGAUACAUACACAAUUUUUCAAUUGAUAACAAAAACAAAAAAUGAAUGGUGUCGAGAGAAUGAGAGACGAUCUUUGCACUUAGCACAAAAAUGAGCAUGAUUUAGCCAGCAAAGAGAGAGAAGACAUGUUGUGGAAUUUUGUAUAAAAAUUGGUUGUGAAAAUUGAAUUGUGUAAAACAGAAUUUUCUGGCGUGAUCUGUGGCCUCAGUUGCAUUUUAACUACACAACUUGACAGAGUCGGAAUAAAAGGUUGCUGCUGUUGCUGAUUUUGAAUAAUUUUGAAUAGAUAAUUUGUAUAAAUCCAACGGAAGUAAAACGUGUGUUGUUGUCAUCGGCAUUUGCCCACUUUUUUGGCUCGUCUUGGUUUUGAAUGGUACCACUUGUGCUGAUUGCGUUGUGACGUACCAGCCAGCCAGUGCAACGAUCAUUUGGGAUUCCAAUACACACACACACACACACACACACUUUACCCCUUUUUUAACAUUACCAUUGAUAAAUAUCAAAGUCACAACAAAUUUGAUAAAAUACAAAACGAAACGGAAUAAAGAAAAGCCAUAAACACUUGCCGGUUGUGAUUGAUUUGUUUGAAUGGAAAAGCGGAUGUUCUAUUUGUUAUAAUUGUUAUUAACAUUAUUGUGCCUUCUUGGCUUUACGGAGAGAAAAACAAUAACGAAACAGCUGACAGAGCACUUGGUGGCAAUAGGCAUGGUACAAUCUGAUCUGCCUCACAAAUAAAGUUCUGCCUGGCCACAGCCAGCCAUACAACAAUUAUUUUUUUAAGACGGGUUUUGUUGUUGUUAUUGCUUAUAUGGUUUAACUGCGUCGACAGUGGGCAUGGACAAGAGUCAACGCACAUAACCUAACGUGCUCGAUCGCACUGCAUUGUGGGUACUGGGUUAAGCAGCGGCGCUCAGUAAUCUUGGCGUCGAUUCAAAAUUUGAUUCCAGCAAGCAGCCCGCUCUCCAGUUGCUGUCAAUGGCACAUUUUGGAAUCGGAAACUGGUUUUGAAUUUUCGAAAACAAGUUAACCCGGUUUUUGCAUAUCCAACCCGUAUCUCACAGCUCUGUUUUAGUUAGACUUGUUUCAAAUAUCAACUUUUAUUUGAUGAUAGUGGCUGUUGUUUAUUUUUUUGCCAUCAGCACGUCUUAACCACAUCGGCCAGCAGCAACAGCAGACUGUUAAGUCAGUCCGUACGUUCAUCUAAUAUGGCUCAGGACUACAAUAUUGAUAGCUAUAUAGACGUUGAUAAUACCGUCGUACAACCCAGCCCACAACGUGUGCGCAACAUAUUGACGCUCGAGGAAAAAGUAGCAGCAAUUAAAGCGUAUAACCAGCGACCAAUGUACACUCGGGUUGCUCGCAUGUUCAAUUGCAGCUGGGAGCAGAUUAAGAACAUUAUAACAAAUCGUGAUGCCAUUAUGGAAUUCUAUGAGGCAACAACAAAACAGGAAGAAAUGCCAAUGGACUUGAAGCAGAGGAAAGCGCAAUUUUUAAACGAAUGCGUUUACGAGUUGAUACAAAGGAUUCAAUAUCACAUGAAGUUGCCCGUAACCGAGGAAUUGAUACGUCUAAAAGCAUUGGAGUUCCAAGAUUAUAUAAAACUCGAGGACUUUACACCCCACAAGAAAUGGCUAAAUGGUUUCAAAUGCACAUACAACAUUUCGUUGGCGAAUAAACAUAUCGUUUUGAAUCGUAUACCACCCGCCUCAAUGGACCUCAAAGAUGUCAUGGCUUAUUGCACAAAAAAUUCCUGUUCCCAUGUACCAUUGUACAUAAAAGAUCUGAAGCAAAAGUAUAGCAGUUUGGAUGAAAAAACACCAGAAUAUGAACAUCGUCGUGUUAGAAAGUUACACUUCCUGCAGAAAGCCCUAAACGAAUAUUUACACAGGGCCAAGUUUCAUUACAAGUCAAUGAAAUUAGACGACAAGGCGUUACAAAAGGUGGCACAAGAAUUCAAUGACAUCCUAAAGGUACAUGACUUCCAUCCCACCCUAUCGUGGAUAAGAAAAUUCAGACAUCGACACGAUAACUCCCAAGAGAAGGGUCCAAUAAACGGUAAAAUACCUUUGCUGUCGUUAGAUUUAAAAGACAUCAUCAGCUAUUGCAGUCGUAUGAACAAUAACAGUAAGACAUGUUCCAUUACACUGACACCAAAGGAACCACCCAAUGCCAUGGCUAUGCAAAUGCGUUUAUUACCAAAGUAUGCCGGAAACACGGCCGAUUCAAAAAUUAAGUUACAAAGGGGUUCGAUUAUCUAUUUGGACGAGGAAGAGGAAGAAAAGGACGUUAAACCGCCGAUCAAUGAAAUCAGGAUGGAGCAAGUCAAAGAGCCCGAUCCAUCGCCGCCCUUGAAAAUACGAAAAAUAGAAUCAAUAAACAAUGAUCCGGUUCUACAACAAGAAUUGCAGCAAGAGAAAAGGGCAGAAACACAAUGUAAUACGAUCAUAAAAUUGGAAAGGCAAGAAACAGGAGACGAAGAAGAAGAGGGUGGCGGCACAAGCAAUAUUCCCAAAGCUUCAUCAUCAGUUACCACCCACAGAACGGUAAUAACUUCAACGGAAAGUGUUUUACAGCAGCACACAAACAACUCUGCAAUUCAAUUAUUAUCGCCUGCUUCAAAGUCACAACCACCCACCCACGUCGAAGAGGACUCGGAAUUGCCACGUCAAAUAAAUAAUUUUAAAGAUGUGUUGCGCUUGCUUAGACCACUGGAGGAAUAUGCAAUGCUCAAAGAGAAUUAUCGUGCAAUUGGACUUAUAACCCAAUUGGAGGAAGUUUUGAAAAAUUCCGAUGACAAUCCCACGGAAGAAGAUUUCAAUACGUAAUAUUAAAGGAAGAGUGGGGAGAAGGAAAAUAUAAGAAGCACCACCAAAUUAGAAACACAAUGUGUUACUGAAUAACCAUAUUUAUAUAUAUGGAGUUGGCAUAUGGCUAUAACUUACCACAAGUAGAGUGUAUGCCAAUGUGCCCAUGGAUAGGACAAAUAAUUAAGUAACAUAGUUCAUAAGUUCAGCUAAAAUUGUAAAAAAUGUUUGGGUGUUACUGGAGAAGGUCUGAGUGUAUUGAAUUUUUCUAGAGCGGACUUCCAGUAACAGCAAGCUCAAGGCAUAUAUAUUGUGCUGGACUUAAUACCUCUAACCAUAAUUGUUUUGUAAAAUACAUUUAUAUCCAAAUAUAAGUCUAGUAAGUAGUUACAGUAAAAGGAUAUAAAGUUCCUUUUUAUAGCUGCGUAAGAAAAUUAAUAAAGAAAAUGUAUUUGAAAUAUGAAA